CUGUGCAGUGUUUGAUUUGGUUAAGUUACACUCACGACCCUGUAAGGAGAAAACAUAUAAUUCUAGUAAUUUUAUUGGGCUUAGGUUUCAGGCAAAUGGAAAUAAAAUUGCCUCUAAAAAGACAGACACGCUGAAUUGAAUAAAACAAUAAUAAUAAAAAGCCUCCCUUGCUUUGAGAUAAGUGGUAAGUCAUUUUAUGAAGUACUAGAGAAAGGGGGGGGGGAACCCACAAAAAACAAAACGGAGGAACCCGGGAGAAAAGAGGGGAAAAGAAAAUCAAGAAAAGCUCCUCCACCGCCCUUGCCUUUAUUUCUGCUUUACCUUUUCCAAAGAGCUUAAUUUGGUGUCAUAAAGUGAAGCGUAAAGCGCGAGUGGUGAGAUCGUCCUGUCCUGCGCUUGACAGUACAGGUGGACCAAAGGGGCUCCCGGCCAAAUACUUCUGGUUGGAGGGAGGGGAGGGAGUGCUCGCUCAAAACCACUCCUGGAAUGGCUUAACUCGCCCAGCACGAAUCAAUGACAACCUCCCGUCGGCUGCAGCAGGCUCCCCCGAGCAGCGCGGCCGCGUGGAUUCCCAGCCUGGGACCCUGGCGGCGCUCAGGACACUGCCCGGGCACCAGCGCGGCGUCCCCCGGGCGGCCAGGGCUCUGGCUGAGAACAUGGCCAAUGACAUUGAUGAGCUCAUUGGCAUUCCCUUCCCCAACCACAGCAGUGAGGUCCUGUGCAGCCUCAAUGAGCAGCGGCACGAUGGCCUGCUGUGUGACGUGCUCCUGGUGGUGCAGGAGCAGGAGUAUCGGACCCACCGCUCUGUCCUGGCUGCCUGCAGCAAGUACUUCAAGAAGCUCUUCACAGCUGGCACCCUAGCCAGCCAGCCCUACGUCUACGAGAUCGACUUUGUCCAGCCUGAGGCUCUGGCCGCUAUCCUGGAGUUCGCCUACACCUCCACACUCACCAUCACUGCCGGCAACGUCAAGCACAUCCUCAAUGCAGCCAGGAUGCUGGAGAUCCAGUGCAUUGUGAACGUGUGCCUGGAGAUCAUGGAGCCUGGGGGGGAUGGAGGGGAGGAGGACGACAAGGAGGAUGACGAUGAUGACGAAGAUGAUGAUGAUGAGGAGGAUGAAGAAGAGGAGGAGGAGGAGGAAGAGGAGGAUGACGAUGAUGACACGGAGGACUUUGCUGACCAAGAAAACUUGCCUGACCCCCAGGACAUCAGCUGCCACCAAAGCCCUUCCAAGACGGACCAUCUCACAGAGAAGGCCUAUUCAGACACCCCCAGGGACUUCCCUGACUCCUUUCAGGCUGGCAGUCCUGGCCAUCUGGGGGUGAUCCGGGACUUUUCCAUCGAAUCUCUGCUGAGGGAGAACCUGUACCCCAAGGCCAACAUCCCCGACAGGAGACCCUCCUUGUCUCCAUUCGCCCCGGACUUCUUCCCACACCUCUGGCCAGGGGACUUUGGUGCCUUUGCCCAGCUGCCUGAGCAGCCCAUGGACAGUGGGCCACUGGAUCUGGUCAUCAAGAAUCGGAAGAUCAAGGAGGAGGAGAAGGACGAGCUGCCCCCACCCCCACCGCCACCCUUCCCUAAUGACUUCUUCAAGGACAUGUUCCCUGACCUGCCGGGGGGCCCUCUGGGACCCAUCAAGGCGGAGAACGACUACGGUGCCUAUCUCAACUUCCUGAGUGCCACCCACCUGGGAGGCCUCUUCCCACCCUGGCCCCUGGUGGAAGAGCGCAAGCUGAAGCCCAAGGCCUCUCAGCAGUGCCCCAUCUGCCACAAAGUCAUCAUGGGGGCCGGGAAGCUGCCGCGGCACAUGAGGACCCAUACCGGGGAGAAGCCAUACAUGUGCACCAUCUGCGAGGUCCGCUUCACCAGGCAGGACAAGCUGAAAAUCCACAUGCGGAAGCACACGGGGGAGCGGCCCUACCUGUGCAUCCACUGCAACGCCAAGUUUGUGCACAACUACGACCUCAAGAACCACAUGCGCAUCCACACGGGAGUGCGGCCCUACCAGUGCGAGUUCUGCUACAAGAGCUUCACGCGCUCCGACCACCUGCACCGCCACAUCAAGCGCCAGAGCUGCCGCAUGGCGCGGCCCCGACGCGGCCGCAAGCCCGCUGCGUGGAGGGCCGCCAGCCUGCUCUUCGGGCCGGGUGGCCCGGCCCCCGACAAGGCGGCCUUCGUGAUGCCUCCGGCUCUGGGCGAAGUGGGCGGCCACCUGGGCGGCGCAGCCGUGUGCCUCCCGGGCCCCAGCCCCGCCAAGCACUUCCUGGCAGCGCCCAAGGGCGCCCUGAGCCUGCAGGAGCUGGAGCGGCAGUUCGAGGAGACGCAGAUGAAGCUGUUCGGGCGCGCGCAGCUGGAGGCUGAGAGGAACGCGGGGGGCCUCCUGGCCUUCGCGCUGGCCGAGAACGUGGCAGCCGCGCGGCCCUACUUCCCGCUGCCCGACCCGUGGGCCGCGGGCCUGGCCGGCCUCCCUGGGCUCGCCGGCCUCAACCACGUGGCCUCCAUGUCCGAAGCCAACAACUAGGCUGGUCACUGUCGACUCCAGCCCACCAGCCCUCCAGUCCUUCUCCCUCCAGGCCCGCUCUUCCCCACCCCAUGGAUCUGAACUUUUCAUUUUAAAAACACAAAGGGAAAAUGGAAAAAAAAUAAUAAUACUAUCAGUGAUGGCAUUUUCCCAGGCUCCUAAAGCAGCUGCCUCCUUUUGCUGUUCUAAGAUGGGCAUCUCUUCCCAAAAGACCAGGAGCCCGGGCCUCCCUCCCUGGCUGUCUCUCUGGCUCUCAUGUAGAAAUUUGCACCGGCCCAAGCCACACAGAACUGGAUGCCCAGGGGCACUUAGGAGCUGGGUGGGUUACGAGGGGUCAGGCGGUGGUUGGCCUGGGGCCCAGCCCGAUGGAGCAGGAGGAGGUAGGGGCUGGGCAUGCACCUUGGUUAAGCCCCACCCCCUGUGGCAGAGUUUCUGCCAACACUCCUCUGAGGGCUCGUUUUCCAGUCUCCAGUGGCCCCGGGGUCUUUUUGAGAACUACCCACCUGCCACAUAGAAUGAAAUGCUCUGUUGGCAGGGAGGCCCCCUGGAACCAGUCAGGAAUCAGGCUCUGGGAGGCCAGGGCCGUUUUUGCCCUUACCUGUCCUGUGACCUUGACAGGUCAGCCCUCUGUAGCUCAGUGUCACCCGGCUAUAGAAGGGGCUGGUAACUUAGGUUUCCUCCCUCCACCUCUAAACACAUACACACCUAUCCCCCCAGAGAAUCCCAGAGAAGGUAGGAGCUUUGUACUCCCCAAGUCCAUGGGGAAACAGUUUAUCUUUCUGGACUUAGUUUUAUUACAUCCAGCUCUAUAUUAGCAUAUUAGCAUAGGUGAGAAAUAUGGCCAGACUAGACAGAGAUCGGGGGUCAGGGGAGCUUCCGAACUUCACCAAAGCCCACAGGCAGGUCUGCGAACUCCGAAUGCUACCUUACCUUCCCUGCAAGAGUUCGUGUCUGGACCCCUGGUGGCACUAUUUAGUGUUUACCCCAUCUCCAAUGCCCCUUCCAAGGCUGUGCAGUGUCUUGGGGCUCUCAGGGCCAACAUCGAAGAGAUGGGGGCCACCUCUUAACACCUGGCAACUGUUUCCCCUCACCCUGAUUCCUGAAAACAGACAAAAUACAUACCUGGUUUUCUAGGGUUUAUCUGUUUGCUUUUUGAGUUGUGGGUUCCUCAGGGCCUUGGCAUUGCUAACGAUGGUCCCGUUUGCUGUGUGAGAACCCCCCUCAACCCCUUCCUCCUCCCUCUGGGGGUGAAGUGGGAGUAUUUGGCUCCCUUUUUUAACAAAAGGGCUCAGUGCAGAGAAGUGGAGGCCUCUGAGGUUUGAAGGGCUCUGUGAGUUAGAGCUGUCACAUGUUCUCCUGGUUCUUGAGUUUUCAGCAGGUCCUGAAAAGGAAGGCUCUGCUGGCCCCGUGCCUUCCUGAGCUUCUCUCCCCUUCCCUCCCCUCUCUUUUCUUGCCGAGUUUGCUUUGGUUUCUUAGCAGCCCAGAGAGGAGGAGGGCUCAUCCCCAGGGAGGGCCCAGGGCUGGAGUCCCCAAUCUCUGUGCUGUGGGCACAAAGAGACUUCAGCUCUUCCCGUCGCCUUGGCUUUUUCCUGAGCAAACACACAACAAACAAAAAGGCCAGAGAAGAGCACAGACUCUGUCCCUCUCACAGCUCUCCGGAAGAGACCCCCUGAUUCUUCGCACCACCGGAUGCCACUCCAGCCAGCAGGAUUGCUACACACGCCCUCUGUUCUCAGAAGUCAUCUGCCUGGGCAGCCACCUCUCAGAUUCCUGUAGCCGCCUCUCAGAUUCCUGUCUUCGUUUCAGACACUUGCCCCAGAAGCAUGCCCAUGUCCACCAGCCAAUGUGCCCGUGUCCCCCCCAUCAGCCAAGCGAUUGGGGCCGAACCAGACUUUAAAAGAGAGGAAAAAAAAAAAAAAAGGAAACAUGAAUAAAUUGGAAUCCAGUGGUGUUGGGGCUUUUGUUUUUAUUUUGUAAAGGUGAUGACUUCUUAUAAACUCAAUUUUUCAGAUGACUGGUUAAUUCUUUCUGUUUUUUCUUGGCUGCAGUUUGGAGUUGUACAUUGUAAAAUAUCCAAAGAUGUUGAGUACUGUAUGAUCAAGAACUUGAAGCAACUGGGUUGUCGGGGGAGGGGUGCUUGUGUUUUUGUUUUGCUUCAAUUUUUUUUUUUUUUUUUUUUUUUUUUGAUGUUUCGAUUUCCCUGUCUGUCUGUGGGAGAACUUUGGAAUUUUUUCUAUUUAUAACUCUUUUUUUAUGUGAUUGCUCUAUGUAAAAUGACACUCAGCAAAGUUUGCCUUAGUGAUUCAAGGGACAAUCUUCCAUAACUUCGGUCGCACGCCACAUCCCGCCGAGAAAAACUCGCAGCUAAUUUUCUGGCCUAUUUAUUAAACAGUAUUAAUUGACUUGAUUAAAUUAUAUUGAGAGUCGCACUUCUGUGAGAUGUGACUUCUGAAAGUUCACAGGACAGCAACAAGCCAGUCUUAAGGUUUUUGACUGUUGGGUGUCAUAAACUUAAAAUAAUGUCAGAGACACCUUUACAAAGAAAAACAAAACCUUUGACCCUUAUUUAAUAUUUUAAAGGACAGUGUUUUGAGUAAAAGUGAGCUAUGCUUGCUUAAUUUGCCUGGUAAGAUUGAAUCCCCCUUCCAAUUGCCGUUUCAGUUAUCCAGGGGUGCUUCAUGGUCGGGAGGGCAGAACUCAAUUCUCAGUAGUCUCUUACAUUCCAGCUUUGUAAGGCAUGGUUGGAUCUUAAGCUUUGCGGCAUCGGUGGGCCUGAGUGUGAGGUGUGCGUGUAUGUGCGUGUGUUCACACACGUGUGCAGCUGCACCCCAGGGUGUGUGAGCAAGGGAAGUCCUACCGGUUCCCCAGCCUGACAUCCGGAGUGGGCUCCGGCUGUCCCUACUGCUCUCUGGGCCUUCUUCCUCUCACUUCCUGGCGCUGGCGUUGGGCUUCUCCUCCCUUCUUCACCUGAGCCUCUUUCCCAAAGAACAUUAGAUCCUAAAAGAACCUAAGGUAAAGGAAUAUACUUCUGUCAUUGAAUGGAGUCAGCGCUACUUACAACCCACAGCCCAGACUCUUGGUAACAUUGUUCUUCCAAUUGUAUCUCUGGAUAACCAAGGGUCAACCCGGAGCCUCUUUUCUAUUUUUGAUUCCUUUCUUGCCAUAGUAGGCAACUUCUAUGCAGCGUUUCUUGGUACAGAGAAAAGAACAGAUCUGAGUUUCCAAUCUGGACUCCUCCAAGCUGUGUGUCUUCAGUCUAAUCACCCCUCCACUCUGGUCCUCACUUCCCUCACCUCUAGUAAUAAAGGAAAUGGAGUAA
Molecule: messenger RNA, 5838 nt
Organism: Macaca mulatta (Rhesus monkey)
Lineage: Eukaryota; Metazoa; Chordata; Mammalia; Primates; Cercopithecidae
Gene: ZBTB7C
Product: zinc finger and BTB domain containing 7C
Biological process (GO): regulation of transcription by RNA polymerase II
Molecular function (GO): DNA-binding transcription factor activity, RNA polymerase II-specific; RNA polymerase II cis-regulatory region sequence-specific DNA binding; protein binding
Source: RefSeq, a predicted model, not a curated record